This is a messenger RNA of Stegodyphus dumicola, 861 nucleotides long. RefSeq lists its product as uncharacterized. Lineage: Eukaryota; Metazoa; Arthropoda; Arachnida; Araneae; Eresidae. The record is from RefSeq and is a predicted model, not a curated record.
AUGUUUGUUAAAAUAGAAAAACAUGAUGCCAAGUAUCUUUUUGACACUCUAAUUUCAGUUUUAGAAAAUCAGGGAAUAGACCCAAAAUUUUGCAGAUGUCAGUCUUAUGACAAUGCGGCUAAUAUGAGCGGAGUGUAUUCGGGAGUACAAACUAGAUUUAGGGAAAUCAACAGCGCAGCCACUUGGGUACCAUGUGGAGCUCAUAGUCUUAAUCUAGUUGGCACAGCGGCGGCAGAAAGCUGCUUAGAAGCUGUAAAAUUUUUUGAAAUUUUGCAAUCGCUCUACAAUUUCUUUGCAGCGUCCCCUCAAAGAUGGUCUAAACUAAGGUCUUUGGGAAGUAAAAUUUCUGUAAAAAGACUUUCAGAGACCAGAUGGUCAGCACGUUAUGAGGCUGUAAAAACAUUAUGUGCCCAUUAUGAUGAUAUACGUGGUAUUCUUACAAAUAUUUCAACUAGUGAAGGUAUGAAACCUACAACAGUGAUUGAGGCACAAACCUUAAUCCAUCAAAUGAAUACUUUGGAGAUGGUAUUACUCACAGUUAUUUGGGAAGAUCUAAAACACGUCGAUAUUGUAAAUAAAUCUCUUCAAGAACCUGGCAUCGAGUUUAACACGAUGGUGCGACUUUACGACAGUUUAAUUCAAUAUUUAUCUCACUGCAGAACUGAGGACAUGUAUAAUAGCUAUUAUCUUAAGGCAAAAGCCCUUGCACCAGAUUCAGAAUUUAAAGAAUCCGAAACUAGAGUUCGUAAGAGAAACGACAGUUCGAUGAAGGGCCAGAUGAGACUCCCUCUCGCAGUGCCAAAGAUUCCUUUAAGAUUAAUGUUUUUUUUAUUGUUCUGGAUGUGCUUUGCGCUGAAAUGA